This is a messenger RNA of Brassica rapa (field mustard), 2626 nucleotides long. RefSeq names its product MATH domain and coiled-coil domain-containing protein At3g58270. The record is from RefSeq and is a predicted model, not a curated record. Gene Ontology annotation, molecular function: protein binding. Lineage: Eukaryota; Viridiplantae; Streptophyta; Magnoliopsida; Brassicales; Brassicaceae.
UCAGGGACAGAAGACCGAUACGUGGCAACAAGUGACUAGUCUGGAUUCAAAAAAGAAAAAAUAUGUUGAGAGAAAAGAAAAGUAUUAGAUCGUGCAUAGUUGCCACCAUCAAGCUUCUCCUCCUCCUCCUCAAAAGAAUGGCUAUGUACCUUCUCUACGAGUCUUCUUCUGGCUAUGGCCUCUUCGAGGCGCACGGUCUUGAUGAGAUUGGAGGUUCUACCUCCAAUGGGGGUUCUACCCAUUUUCUUGUUGUUCACGCAUAGUUCUUUUUCUAUUUUGAUCAAGUAUGUGUUGUUUUGGGAUCAGCCUUGAACUUUUCUUGUUGCUCACGUGUUGUUCUUGUUUUAUUUUAUCAAGUGUUUGUUUGGGAUGAUCAGCCUUGAAAUUUUUAUGUUAUUCAUGCAUGUUUCUAUUAUAUAUUACUUUAAACUUAUUUUUAUGAAAUGUUGCAGAAACAGAACACUGUUUUGAUGGAAAGUCUACAACUUAUGGCUUUUCAGGAAUGCUUCCUCUUUUCAAACUUGAAGAGAAUGAUGGUGGAUGUCUCGUGAAUGGACAAGUGAUGAUUGUUGCAGAUUUGGAUGUUUUCGAAGUAAUUGGCACAUUUGAUGAUAAUGCUGCCGAGUCUAAUGAUUCACUCAAGAAAACCUCACCUGUGAACAAUGCCAAUGGAACAAAACAGGUGUACGAAAAUUAAAUUAAAAAGUUGAGAAGAGAUGUUUGUUUUCACGGACAGAACUGGAAAACAGAUUUACUGUCUUGAGGGCUCCAAAGAUUGAUGUUUAAUCUACAUCCUUGCAGGUUGAAAGUUCUGUUAAAAAAAAACCCUCCAAAGAAGAAGAAACGUUGGCUCAGAACAAGAGAGGAAAUUAUCGGGACUGUUGAGUAAUGUUUCUAAACCGACCGUGGUUUGGUUUGGUUUGGUUUGGUUUGGUUUGAAUUUGUACAGCUUAAAAAGCCAUUUCCUUUCAUUUCAACCCUAAAUUUCUAUCACAGUCUUCGAGUCCACUUGAGACACUUUUCACAAACUUUGUAAUCCAAUUCGAUUCCCUAUCAUCCUCUAUGUCAAUGGGUGAGCAAGUUGAGAAGAGAUUCACAUGGGUUUUGAAAAACUUCUCAGACUUGCAAGACGAGCCUAGCUACUCUCGCCCAUUCCUCUUCGCUGGUUGCAAUUGGCAUAUAAUUGCUUACCCCAAGGGGUAUGACAAGUGCAGACACUUAUCUCUGUAUCUGGGUAUUGUAAAUCCUGAAUCUUUACCAUCAGGAUGGAGAAGAGAAUUGAAGUUUCGCCUCACUCUUGUUAAUAAGGUCUGGAGCUGUGAUACCAAAGUAUUAGAAGGGCAACGGUGGUUCGAUGCAAGUAGUAGCGUUUGGGGGUUUAAAGAGUUCAUGCCCCUUUCAACGAUUCGUUACAGAGAUAAUAAAUUUCUGGUUGGUGACAAGAUUGUUAUUGUCGCUGAACUACACCUUUUUCCACUUGUUGUGGAAACUGUGAAGAUUAUUCAACCUCUGAGCUGCAAUGAAGGAAGCCAAGUUGCUGCUGGAAAAUCUCAGAAUGCUGAUGCAUCUCAAGAGAAAGUAGUAGACUUUGAUGUCUCUCAGGAUGUCGAUGCAUCUAAAGAGGGUUUGGAUGAUGAUGGGGCAUCUGAAGAGAAUGUUGAUGAUGAUGAUGAUGAUGGGCCAUCUCAAGAGGGCUCAGAUGAUGAUGGUGCAUCGGAAGAGGGCUCUGGUGAUGAUGAUGCUUCAUCUCUUGUUUCUGAAGAUGGAAGUAGUGAGAAAGGUUCUUUGAAGGACGGAGCUCUUACAGUAGGAAACUGUGGUGUGAAGCGUAACAAUGUGGCAUCUGAGACUGAGGUUUCCAAUGUGGAUUAUGAUGAUGCGCCUAUAGAGGAUCCAGGUGAUGAUGAUGUAAUUGAAAAUGAUCAGGGUGAUGAUAAUGCGUCAUCUCUUGCUUCCGGUGUCAGUGAGAGAGAUGUAGGCUCUCUAAACAAAUUUGAUGACGCCUCUCAGAGGGAAGAUGAUGGUGAUAUGAAGUGUAAUAAAGUAGCAUCUGUUACUGAGGCUUCCAAUGAUCUUCCGGAGGAGGUUCAACCAGUAGAGGAAACCAAAGAUGUUAAUGGUUUUCAGGUUUUAUCUUCACAGGUAGAAUCAGUGAGCCAUAUAUUCAGAAGACACCCUGACAUAGCAUUAGGCUUCCGUCCAAAGAACCAAGCGAUCAGAAAAGCUUACAUGAAUGAACUCCUUAGCCUCAUCGAGAUGAUGUGCCAGUCACCACACAAACUCUCCGAGGAUGAUCUGAGCAAUGCUGAUGACACACUGGCUGAUCUGAUUGAUGUCGGUUUUAAAUUGGAUUGGCUGAAGAUAAAGCUGAAUGAGGUUUCAGAGAAGAAGAAGAAGGAAAAGGGUAGUGACGCUCGGCUAAGAACAAUGGAAGAACAGUUGCUGAAGCUGAAGCUGAUGUUCUUGGAUCUUGAAACUCAGCUGCAGAAGGAAAAGGAAGAGGCUUUGGCUGCAAGAGCUCCAUUCUCGUUCAACGAUGUUGUGUAUUGAUUUUGAGACUGCGUUUGAUUGUGUUUAAACUAUAUUACUCCUUGCCUUCUUUGUUUCGUAGCAGUAAAAUUUUCUC